CGUGAUUUAUCAGAAGGGGAUGGUAGCGGCAUUUUUGUGAAUCUUUGCGUACGCUUUUCAUGUGGCCGCGAUUGUCACCACUGCCCAACAACACCCGCUGUUAGGUGCUGAUCUCCCUGACUGACAACCGCCUCCUCUUUUCUUAGCGGCGUCAUCAUGAUGAGACUCAACGAACUCGAGUAUUAUCAUGUCGCCAUACUCUCUCUUAUUGGCGCCUUGUAUAUCCUCUCUAUAAGAUACUACUCUAGCGCAGCAUUUGAACACCCCGAAUAUUUGUCUAUUGGAACUCUUCUUCUGACUGCGUUAUUCUUCAAAUUACUGCCGAUAUGGUAUAAACCACGUUCCACUAGCCCAGGAACGGCUACGCAACUACCACGACGAUGGCUGCUGGUGCUUCUCUUGGCUCUUGUGGCACGCUCCCUUUUCUUUAACCAAACAAUCCACUCUUCCCAGUGCGCAUGGACUGGUUCUGAAGCCUUUCUACCCCUAUUUAUCACCUUCUGGGUAGCAUCGGAGGCCAUCGACUAUACCCCAUUGGCCCCCAAGCCUGAUGCAAGCUCGAGUAGCUCUCCUCUUAACAGACUCCCAAAGGGAUCGCUACUCUACGGCCUAGUGGCGUUUGCAUGGGCGGUAUCUUCAAUGAUUGCGCUAGGCCGUCGCUUUAAUGCAAACGGCGCCAUCUGCCCCAUCGGCGUCGGAUUACGUUUCUGGACACCGCUUGUACAACUCAUCCUGUGCUCAUUAGACGCAUUCAUCAUCUCGCAACUUGCCAAGAUCCGCCGUCGUGAUGCCGAAGCAGGAACCGAGGCGUCCAACUACAUGCCAAAGCUCUGUGCUGUUGCAGUCGGAUGCUUGUUCAUACCAACCGGGGUGACUUGGAUCGUUGAAGCUAUGCCUUUGAAAUACCUUGACUACAGAGACCUCUUCUUCGACUCGACGCUUGUUGCAGUGACUAUUGUUUCCACCUGGCUGAGUCUACUGGCACUCCCUCCCACGACCGUCGGUCUGCUAAUUGCUAGUGUCGGUCUCUUUGGGUUUGAGAUGCCGUGGCCCACGUCGAUAUGGUUCUCGACGCCGUCGUGGUUCGGCUCAACAGCUUUGACAAAUGUUCCCGUGGCUCUGCUGGCAGGCUUCCUCUACUAUCUGGUACCACCCGGCACCAACUCGCCGUGGUACAGCAACCAGACCGGCCUGCAACGGCCCAUUUUUGUCAACUAUUUACGAGUUGUUGCUGUCUGCGUAGUCUGCUGGAUACUCACGGCCACAUUCUCAUCCUCACCCUCCCUGGCCAACUCAGUGGAUAUGCUCAUUACAGAUGCCCGGUUGUCAGCCAAAGAUUGGCAAUCGCGUGCCAGUAGCAGCAAGACACUGGAACAAGCAGUCAAGCAAUACCGCCUCCGCUACAACACACAUCCACCACCCAACUUUGAUAAGUGGUACAAGUUCGCCAUGGACAAGAAAUCCCCCAUCAUUGACGACUUCAACCAAAUAUACGACGACCUGCUGCCCUUUUGGGGAGUUAAGCCAGCUGAUAUCCGAGCCCAGACGGGACAUCUUCUUAACUAUGCCGAGGUUGGCACUGGCGGUCUGCGCAUUCGCAGCCACAAGUCUGAGCGGUCACCGCACAUCCCAGACACCCACCAGUGGAUGAUAGAGACCAUGGAGAAGAUGAUCCAGCCCUUUAUUGACUGGCUUCCUGAUAUGGACAUUGCCUUUAACUUGGGAGAUGGAUGCCAAGUUUCUGUCCCUUUUGAGGCCAUGGAGGCGCUCAAGCAGGCCGGUAUGAAGACACAUGAGGAAAUGAAUGCGAAUGAUAGGAUGAGCACCGCCAUGACCAAGCACGAAUGGCCCUCGGAGUGGAUAGAACCAAUUGCCGGCGAGAGAGUUACUCCCGACUUCACAAACCGCGGCGGCUAUCCCAUUUACAACACCUUUGUGGCGCCAUCCUGCCCUCCAUCAUCCAACGCGCGCAGCUUCCGCUGGUGGGAUUUGGGUACGCUGUGUGUCCCAUGCACAAAGCCACACUCCAUCAUGACCCGCGACGGGUCUCUAGUGAAAGAUGUAAACCUUGCCAUGGACCUUUGCCACCAGCCCGACGCCGCAACGCUCAGCGGCUUCAUCAACUCGCCCGUCGUCAGCGUCAUCACACCCAAGCUGUAUCCCGUCUUUAGUCAGUCACGUACCGGUGGCUUCGCCGAUAUCCUCGUCCCCUCGCCGUGGAAUUACAACGAUACAAGCGUGUUGAAUGACGUACAGUGGGACAAGAAGGAAAACACCAUGUUUUGGCGUGGCCUUAGCUCCGACGGGUUCGCCCAGCGCGGACGAUGGGCUGGCUUCAUGCGCGCACGCUUUGUACACCAAGCAUAUGAGCAGGCUACGGCACAACUAGCCAAUAACAGCCGUGACAAGCCAGCGCUUAACAUUAAUGUGUCGUUUGUUGGAGACGCCCCCAAGUGCGUCGGUAGUCCCGGUGAUUGCGCUGACGAGCUCAGAAGCUUUGAACACUGGGCCACGCCCGCACUUGCAACAGUCAAUGGCGAAUUGCAGUACAGUAGAGAAAACCAACUCCCUGAGGAGCCUCCGUUUGACGAACACUGGCGAUUCAAGCACUUGAUGGAUCUUGACGGAGCAGCAUUUAGCCGUCAAUUCCUACCCUUUGUCGGUAGCGGCAGCUUGCCCUACCGCAGUGCUCUCUUCAAGACAUGGGUAGACGAGCGUCUGCAGGCAUGGCAUCACUAUGUACCUGUCGAUCUGCGCCUGGGCUCUGGUCUCUGGUCCGUGCUAGACUACUUCUCUGGCCGUGGCAAGUACCGCGAUGCUGGUGGCGAUGAAAAGGCGCGCGCUAUUGCAGAGAACGGACAAGCAUGGGCACGCAAGGCGUUACGACACGAAGACAUGGAAGUAUACAUGUUCCGACUACUGCUGGAAUGGGGUCGCAUAGUCGAUGAUAAUCGGGAGCAUCUUGGCUUUAAAAUCUAAUUGUGAUGCAUAUGUAUAACUCUAGUAA
Molecule: messenger RNA, 3007 nt
Organism: [Torrubiella] hemipterigena
Lineage: Eukaryota; Fungi; Ascomycota; Sordariomycetes; Hypocreales; Clavicipitaceae
Source: the annotation of a GenBank genome assembly